UCUGAUCUCUAUCAGCAGUAAACCCAAACCGAACCAGAAAAGAUCUAAAAAAUCUCUCCAGAUCUGAGCCGCAGUUUAAUAUCUGAGAAUGUGGAAAACCAAGAGAGGACACUAAUAUCUCAAUUCUGCCCCAUUUUGCUUAUAUUCUUUUCUCUUUCUCUGUAUAUAAGAAAGAGAAGAGAGAAAGAAAGAAAGGAAGGAAGGAAUUUGUGGAGAUGGCAAAUAUCGGGUUGCUCACCAUCUGGCUCAACAAGAAGAUCGUCGAGCCUCUACUCGAAAUCCUUCGCAAGGGUGCCGAGCCUAAGCUUUUGGCCUUCUCUGCAGCUCUUGGCUUCACCAUUGGAUUGUUUCCAAUCUGUGGGUCAACUGUGAUUAUCUGUGGGUUGGCUAUUGCAUCUCUUGGAUCCCACUGCCAUGCGCCAACUGUCAUGGUGAUUAAUCUCAUUGCUACACCAAUUGAACUGAGUUUAAUGGUACCGUUCCUGCGCUUUGGUGAAUACGUCUCUGGUGGACCUCAUUUUCCAUUGACUUCUGAUGCUUUGAAGAAAGUUUUAACCCUCCAAGCUUCGCGUGAAGUCUUAUUAAGUAUUGCACAUGCGUUGUUGGGAUGGCUUGUUGCGGCUCCUUUUAUUUUUGCUGCAGUGUAUAUACUCUCUUUACCAUUGUUUAAGGUGUUGGUUCACAAGUUUAGCACGCGUCCUUUAAGCCCAAAGAGAUCACUUUCACCAACAGAAGUCAGGAUUAAGAGCUGCUUGCAAGAGGGAAGGCAAGAGACAAUGGAGGAGUUGGAAGAGCUUCUGUUAUGAUUAUAUUGGAAAAGAUCUUACAUUGUGUAGAUGGAAGUAUUUAGUUCUAAUAAUCAAGUGUUCGACAUUACCCUUCCGUACGUGAUAUAUCAUUUAACAAGGACAAAGGGAUGACGAAAAAGAAAUUUGAUCGACAAGGUUGGAAGCUGAAUGCAUAGGGAGAUGCUGACAAAGUUGGUGAUGCUAAUCACCUGGUUCAAUUAUUGGGCAGGAUUGAUGAAGACGAGGGUUUGGUCAUUAACUGUGCCAUCAUUUGGGUAUUGUAUAUUACUAGCCUCGCUAGCCUCGUUACCCGUACGAUGUAUGUGUUAUUGGUGAAGGAAUGAAGAACGUUGAAGUUUGUAAUGACUUAAUACCUCGAACUCCUUUGUUCUAUGUAGCACAUCAAAAUGCAUUUCUCCUCCAA
Molecule: messenger RNA, 1212 nt
Organism: Rosa rugosa (rugosa rose)
Lineage: Eukaryota; Viridiplantae; Streptophyta; Magnoliopsida; Rosales; Rosaceae
Exons: 7
Coding region: 216-806 (196 amino acids)
Cellular component (GO): intracellular membrane-bounded organelle
Source: RefSeq, a predicted model, not a curated record